Molecule: messenger RNA, 1663 nt
Organism: Solanum dulcamara
Lineage: Eukaryota; Viridiplantae; Streptophyta; Magnoliopsida; Solanales; Solanaceae
Product: adenylate isopentenyltransferase 5, chloroplastic
Exons: 2
Coding region: 194-1168 (324 amino acids)
Biological process (GO): tRNA modification; cytokinin biosynthetic process
Cellular component (GO): mitochondrion
Molecular function (GO): tRNA dimethylallyltransferase activity
Source: RefSeq, a predicted model, not a curated record
UAUCUUCUAACAACAUUAUAUACAUAUUGAAGAACAAUACCUCAUAUACUUCUAUAGAUAUAUUAACUUUUGAUCAGACAUAAGAUUAGUUCGAAGCUCUUUGCACACUGUUUUGCUAUUUUCUUCUCAACGUUCGCCGCACAAUUCCUAGUCUUGUGAAAAAUAAAGGUUUGUAAUUAACUUAACACACACGAUGAUGAAUAUUGCACCAUUUGUUUCUUGCAAACAUCAACCACGUAUUAAUUUUCGAGACGGUCUAACUAUCGAUCCCUUUAUUCCCCGUCGACGAAAGGAGAAGGUGGUUAUAGUUAUGGGUGCAACAGGCACUGGAAAAUCUAGACUUUCCAUUGAUCUAGCCAACCAUUUUUCAGCAGAGGUUGUGAAUAGUGACAAAAUGCAAAUUUAUGAAGGUCUCGAUAUAGUAACAAAUAAGGUUACAGAUGAGGAGACUUGUGGAAUUCCACAUCAUUUGUUAUCAAUUAUUGAUCCUAACGAAGUUUUCACUGCCACGGACUUUUGCCAACAUGCUUCAAUAGCUGUGGAUUCGAUCAUAAAAAAGGGUCAACUACCAAUCAUUGCUGGGGGGUCAAAUUCGUACAUUAAAGCACUAGUGAAUGACGACAUUGAAUUUAAGUCCAGGUACGAAUGUUGCUUUCUUUGGAUCGAUGUAAAUUUGAAAAUACUACAAAGGUUUGUGUCAGAACGAGUCGAUAAGAUGGUAAAAGAUGGGCUAGUAGAGGAAGUACGGGAAUUUUUCAACUCUGAAGGCGAUUAUACAAGUGGAAUUAGACGUGCAAUCGGAGUACCAGAAAUGGAUCAAUAUUUUAGAAAUGAGAAUAAUAAAUUGAUCGAUGAAGAUGUCCGGGACAAGAUGCUUCAAAUUUCUAUCGAAAAAAUUAAGGUCAAUACAUGCAAAUUGGCAUGCUGCCAGCGUCAAAAUAUUCUUAGACUUGAGACCCAACUUGGAUGGAAUAUAAAUCGAUUUGAUGCCACUGAAGCAUUUGAAAAGAAAGGUAGUGAAUCACAUAAAGCAUGGCAUAGGAUUGUAUCUGAACCAAGUGCUCGAAUUGUUCGUCAUUUUCGUGGUGAAGAACUUCUCAAUAUCCCGUCUCCUCCUCCUUCUUCUUCAACUUCCUUCUUGCCUGCCGUUGUUACGGCAAGUCACUAGAAGAACAUUGUCCACAUUUGAUCUAUAUUUACUAUAUAUAUCUUCAUAGUGUGGCAAUAUUUGCUAAAAUCAAUAACAUAAUACGUAUGAAUCUUUGUAUCGCGUCUGCAUGAAAGAAGGGAAAUACUCUCUUGGGAAGUGCGUUAGUUCCCUAGCUACAAUGUUAAGUGGUGGCAACUAUAUUGCACGAGCCAAUUUUUGAUACCCUUUGUCAUUGGGUAUUUUUCUAGGUUCUUUAAUUGUGGGGUCUUGUUAACUUUUUGAAUGUGUAUGCUGUAUUCUAUGCACCUAAAAUAAAUCGUGUAGGACAUUUGCCACCACUCUCUUCACACUGGAAAAAAAAAAGGGAGGACAUGAGCUGUAUUAUUCUAUCACUUUAAUGUAAAAGUACUUUGCCUGUAUGUACUAUGUAUAUGAGGUGAUGUCUAAGGGAAAUGCCUCGUGUUUGUUUAUGAUUCAAUGAAUGUCAUCAAUGCGCCAGCAAGUGAAAUAUGA